UGAGUGUGUUUAUCUUAAAGCAAUGGUCCAAUAUUAGAAGCCUCUAAUCAUUUCGUUCUUCACGAGCCCAAAAAAAUAAAGGGGAAAAAAUAAUAGAGAAUAAGAAAAAAAGUAAAGAAAAAGCACAGUGGCACGCCCCUCAUCAUCGACCUCCUUUUGCUUUUCCUUCAAAUUUUUCCUGGGUUGUUGCUGGUUGCAGCAAUGAGAGCUGCAAAUAAGCUUUAGGAAAAGAAGAAACAAAAAAGAAAUUCAAAAGGGUACCCGAAAAAUGCCUUUUCAUCCGCAUUCCUUUUGAGCUCGUCAACAAUGGCCGAUGAUCUCUCUUCCUUCGCCAAGGAUGUUUUGCUUGUAAAGGGUUUGAAGAGUUCUACGUUGGUGUGGAGGCUGGUCGUGUUGACCUUAGCUAUGGUCUGUGGCGUGUAUAUAUGUUCUAUUUGUCUGAAGCAGAUAGGCACCAGCAGCAAGAUUGGUUUUCUAGACAUUAAGGUCAUCCAAAAGCCAUGCCCAGAACCUAACAUUGAACCUUGGGAGAUUCCUUAUGUGCACUAUCCAAAUCCAAAAACUUACAGCAGGGCGGAAUGCGCUUGCAACCCUGUGCGUUAUUUUACUAUUCUGUCAAUGCAGAGAUCUGGGAGUGGAUGGUUUGAGACGUUUUUAAACAGUCAUGAUAACAUAAGCUCAAAUGGGGAAGUCUUUUCGGUUAAGGUUAGAAGGAGUAAUAUGUCAACAAUAACAGAGACUCUGGAUACAAUUUAUAAUCUAGACUGGUUUAGCAGUGCUUCAAAAAAUGAGUGCACAUCUGCUGUCGGCUUGAAGUGGAUGCUUAAUCAGGGAUUGAUGCAGCAUCAUGAACAAAUUGCUGAAUACUUCAGAAUACACGGUGUUUCAGUCAUAUUUCUUUUCAGAAGGAAUCUUUUGCGUCGGAUGAUUUCUGUACUUGCCAACGAAUAUGACAGGAAUGCUAAGAUAUUAAAUGGGACUCACAAAUCUCAUGUUCAUUCACCCACGGAGGCAGAAAUACUUGCAAAAUACAAGCCCACAAUCAAUUCAACAUUAUUGAUUGCAAACUUGAGGCAAGUGAAUGAAACCACCACCAAAGCUUUGGAAUAUUUCAAGAGCACUAGGCACAUUAUCCUGUACUAUGAAGAUGUUGUCAAAAACCGCACUAAAUUGGCAGACGUUCAGGAUUUUCUGAAGGUUCCUAGAAUGGGUUUGAAGAGUCGUCAAGUGAAGAUACAUAAAGGGUCCUUAUCAAGCCAAGUAGAAAAUUGGAAUGACGUGAGCAAAGCACUCACAGGGACACCAUAUGAGAGUUUCCUCCAAGAUUAUCGUAGGGAGGAGGCACCUAACCUAAAAGUCAAAACAUUCAUUGCAGAAGUACGAAGUUGACACGGUGGCUUCAUUAUGUCACAGGUAAAGCCAUUCUUGACCCGGUCCUGUUCCUAAACAACAUGCAUGUAUGUAAAUACAACGUUCCAAGCCAAGCCACCACCAAACACAACUACUUUUAAAAAAACAUGUAUUAUAUUUAUUGACGUUUAAUGGAAAUUUGGAACCAAGAAACCCUGAAUUAAAAGAUGCAAAUUGAACCCUUAAAUUAAAGCCACUUUUAAAAGUUUUCCAUAACUUAAAUGCAUAAACUUAGAUAUUAUGGCACUCUUUUUUAAUUGGAAUUGUAAUUUUAAUUUGAUAAUGUGUUAAACUUUAAUGUCAAUAUUUAUAAUACAGAUUAUCAUAAUCAAACUUCAAUUCUAAUUAAAAUUCGUACUAAUAAUAGUUAUUUUACUGCACUUUAGCUUUAUCUUUCAAUAAAAACAUGUGGUUUUUAUCCAUCAUCAAUAAGGAUUAACACACUUAAUAAAUUCUUUGUGGAAAAAUGCUAUUAGGAAGAUUCUAACCAGUGCUCACACUAGGUUAGGAAUUAAAAUAAAAUAAUUUUUACUCAAACAUGUAAAAUUACAUUUAUACUCGUGUUCUUUUUAAUGAAUUUCAAUACAAUUUUUUAUAAAAAUUUAUUAUUUAUUAAUUCAUUAACUAAUUUUCUAAGAAAAUUGGUUAGCAAGACCAAUGUUAUGAUAACAAGAUAAUAUUUUCAACUGGUCCAAAAGUUUUAUUAUACCGAGCUUUUAUGUUUGGAAUGUAGCCAAUGAAUUGUGUGGAGUAGGCUGAAGAGUAAUAAAGACUCAGGAUAAUUAAAUUUAUUUAAUUAUUUUAAAAAAAUUCAGUGUAUUAUACGUGCACUGUACAAAUAUUUUAAAUAAAAAU
Messenger RNA from Abrus precatorius (Indian licorice), 2265 nucleotides. Its product is annotated as nodulation protein H-like. The record is from RefSeq and is a predicted model, not a curated record. Lineage: Eukaryota; Viridiplantae; Streptophyta; Magnoliopsida; Fabales; Fabaceae. Bases 307 to 1389 code for a protein of 360 amino acids. The transcript has 7 exons.